AUGUCUAAUCCAAAUCCGGCGGCAUACACUAAUGGCAUGAAUCUUGCUAACGGAUUAGUAAAUAUGCCCAAUCCCCCUAGAGGUAUAACACCGAUGCUGGCUAUGGGUCAAGCGCAAGCAUACAACUUAAGCAACAUAAACCUUGGAUUUCCCACAAUGGUUCCAAAUAUGACUAACAUAAAUGGUACCAGAUUACCAGGUCAAGUAAUGACACUAGCACAAAAUCCUUCACCGCCCAUGUCAUUUUUCCAUGUAAACUUUGAAUCUGGCGUCACAUCAAUACAACUGACGAUGAAUAAUGUCAAAGAGUUUAUGGGACAGAUGGGACAGAUGCCCCAUCCUAGCGCAAUAGUAGAAGCAAAAGCCUCAAUGAUAUAUGACUACGAAGACGGAUCGAGGGUUGUGGCCACGGGGAAGCUCAAAGUGAAAUUUAAUAUGAACAUCAAGAUAGAGUUAUUUGAAUUUAUGACAGAAAAACACACAGAAUAUGUACCACGUCACAGUAAUAUAUCGAGCGAUAGCCCGAUUGGCGAAUAUGGCAUACCGGUGAAAACGUUGAGAAGUCUCGAGGUUGCCGAAGGUGUUGUGUCACUAAACGAACUAAUAACGCUCGCCAUAUCUUCGAAUAAAGGGCCCCUAGAAGUAUUAUCUGUGGUGGCAAAUCCGGAUCAACAGGCACAAACGAUGAUAAAUCAACCGAACCAAAAUACUCCCCCCACACCCGGACCGUCACCACCCGAACCAACGGCAAAAACCCCCAAAGAAAAAACCGAAAAUACCACGUCGGAUAACUCACAGACGUCCACUUCCAAUGACGUUACAGUUUCGUCACCCUCAACGUCAAACGUCAAUUUAAAAACAGAAUCGCCAACGACGAAACCAGCAUCUCCGCUUCAGAGUA
Acaulospora colombiana is the source of this 901-nucleotide messenger RNA. The record is from the annotation of a GenBank genome assembly. Lineage: Eukaryota; Fungi; Glomeromycota; Glomeromycetes; Diversisporales; Acaulosporaceae.